Messenger RNA from Exophiala xenobiotica, 6136 nucleotides. RefSeq lists its product as uncharacterized. Gene Ontology annotation, biological process: chromatin remodeling. The transcript has 4 exons. Lineage: Eukaryota; Fungi; Ascomycota; Eurotiomycetes; Chaetothyriales; Herpotrichiellaceae. Gene Ontology annotation, cellular component: nucleus. The record is from RefSeq and is a predicted model, not a curated record. Gene Ontology annotation, molecular function: histone demethylase activity; DNA binding. Bases 444 to 5723 code for a protein of 1759 amino acids.
CGCUUUCUUCAGCCAAUUGUUUUGCUCUACACGCCGUUAGCCUUUUAGGUCUAUUGCCUGCCCUUUCGGUUGCCCUCUCUUUCACCAUCACUCUUCGACCUUUUCUUUCCUGACUCGUACUGUCCUCGUCCUCUGCACCGCGCAGCCUGCUCACUCUGCUCAUUCCGCAUGUGAGCGAUCCCACUCAAAGUGCUGCCGUAGCACUAGGGCGGUCCUUUCAACCUCAGACUGCCACUUACAACACGAGGCUACCCGCAUCCACUCGUUCCCUCUCUCUCGGUCUCGACCAGAUUUCAAUCUCAACCCUCUUUUAAUUCUUCAUCAAUAUCCUCUCGGCCUCGAUUUGCCACGGCUUGCGUAUUGUGCGGCUCACUGCUGGGCCGAUAUACCGACAAUUCAAUAUUUGAAUCAGCACUGGUCAGACCACAUAUACUGGCACAGUCAUGGUCGCUCCACCGUCAACUGGUGGUGUCGCACCUGCGACUGCGGCCGCGAAAGCAUCGUCUGCCACUCGGAUGAACGGUGCCGCUCCUAGCAUGGCCACCCCGGCCUUUCCCUACAGUGCUCGACACGCUCCACCUCUCGAUCUGCGCACUGUCGAGCGCAAAGGCGAUCCUGCGAGUCGUGAUCCUCUCGCAAGAUCAAGACCAUAUGGGCUUCUCGAAGCGCCUACCUAUAGACCGACCGAAGCCGAGUUUCGUGACCCUAUGGAAUACAUCCGAAGCAUAGCGCCAAAUGCUAGCAAAUUUGGUCUCUGCAAGAUUAUCCCUCCAGAGUCUUGGAAUCCAGAUUUCGCUAUCGAUACAGAGCGCUUCCACUUCCGCACUCGACGGCAAGAGAUCAACCUUGUCGAAGGAGGAAAUCGAACAAACCUCAACUACCUGGACCAGCUUGCCAAAUUCCAUAAGCAGUACGGUCAACAUCUCAACCGCUUUCCUAGUGUCGAUAAGCGUCCACUCGACUUGUUUAAGCUCAAGAAAGCUGUCGAAGUCAGAGGCGGUUUCGAAAGAGUCUGCAAAGAUAAGAAAUGGGCGGAAAUUGGGAGAGACCUGGGUUACAGUGGGAAGAUCAUGUCGUCUUUGUCUACUUCUCUCAAAAAUUCCUACCAGAGAUGGCUACAUCCCUACGAAGAGUGGCUGAAGUAUGCCAAACCAGGAGUUCAGCAGCAAAUGGAGAACGAACAAGGAGGAUCGUACUCACCGUCUGUCGGUCCUCACCAAUCACCAAUCACCCAUCCACCACCGCCACCUCAAUCGGCUCCUCCUGCCGUGGGGAUGGGAGAACCCAGCCAGUUCGCCGCCACACCUCAGAAUGGUCCCAUGCACGUCACUCCUGCUCCUAUGCGACAGCCUGCACCAAUGCCACCCGCUGCUCCAACACCUCAAACACGACCAGUCUCGGCGUCUGGCUUUACAGCCGUAAAUAGUGGGUUUGCCGCCGUGAACAGUCCUUCAGGGUUCACGGCUGUCAACACUCUGCCGCCUCCUAUCGUGAAAAGUGAAGUGAAUGGUGCCACACUACCGGCUCCAAGUCAGGCCCAAUCUUUCAUGCCGGUCAACGUACCUACAGUGACGACAGUGUCCACUGGCAGUCCGGUUCCGAACGGAGCUCCCAAUCCACUGAAGAGGACAAUGAGUCAUGAUAGUCUCAAUGGCGAAUCUGGAUCUGAGGGUAUGCAUGGCGACCAAGAUGGACCCAACGGCAGAAGGAGCAAGAGACCCAAAAAGGACGGACUUCCUACCAUCCCAGGAAAUCAUAUACCUGCAAUGCGCUCUUCUACGCCCCAAGUUCGUUCCAAAUCGACUCCCCGCAGACACGGAGACAAAUGCGAAAAGUGCGGAAAGCCAGAGCACAAAGAAAGCAUAUUGGUCUGCGACAGCUGUGAUCUGGGCUACCAUAUGAAUUGUAUUGAGCCUCCACUGAGUCUGGCCCCUGAAGAAUGGCAUUGUCCAAAGUGCUUGGUUGGCACCAACGAUUACGGCUUUGAAGAAGGCAGUGUAUACUCUCUGAAGCAAUUUCAAGACAAGGCGAACAGCUUCAAGGAUCAUUAUUUUGCUGCUCGUAUGCCGUUCGACCCUGUCACCAAUACCCAGAGACGGCCUACAGAAGACGAUAUCGAGCGGGAGUUCUGGAGACUUGUUGAAGAUAUUACCGAGUCGGUCGAAGUCGAGUACGGGGCCGACAUCCAUUCUACUACUCAUGGUAGCGGGUUUCCAACGGUUGAAAAGCAGCCUCUAAACUCGUACUCGAAAGAUCCUUGGAACCUCAACGUCAUGCCAUUCCUCGAAGACUCGCUCUUCAGGCACAUCAAAGGUGACAUUUCUGGGAUGACAGUUCCUUGGCUCUAUGUGGGCAUGUGCUUUUCAACGUUCUGUUGGCACAACGAGGAUCACUAUGCAUAUUCUGCAAAUUAUCAACAUUUCGGUGCCACCAAGACUUGGUACGGCAUACCUGGCAGUCAUGCGCUCCGCUUCGAAGAAGCCAUGCGUAAGGCAGUCCCCGAGUUGUUUGAGACGCAACCAGAUCUGCUCUUCCAGCUCGUCACCAUUCUGCCACCCAACCAACUCAGGAAGGCCGGCGUAGAUGUCUAUGCAUGUGAUCAACGUGCAGGUCAGUUUGUCAUAACGUUUCCUCAAGCAUACCAUGCCGGCUUCAACCACGGAUUCAACUUCAAUGAGGCUGUCAAUUUCGCUCCAGCCGACUGGGAGCCAUUCGGCGAACUGGGAGUUCAGCGACUGCAAGAAUUCCGCCGUCAACCAUGCUUCUGCCAUGAUGAGCUGCUCUUUACAGCCGCACAUUCAGAUCCUACGAUCAAGACCGCCAAGUGGCUAGGUCCAGCUUUGGAGAGAACCCUAGAUCGAGAGUUGGUCGAACGCACAAAUUUCAUCAAUACCCACAAGACGCUUUGUCCUCACGAUGAUUGCGCUUUUGAUACGUUGGCUCCAGAACCCUCUGAGGCCUGCGGUCUCAUCAUCAAAAUUGACAACUCCGACUUGGAAGAGGAGGAGUACCAGUGCUGUUACUGUAAAGCCUUCUCCUACCUUUCACAAUUCCGUUGUCACCGCAGUGGCAAGAUUGCAUGCUUGUUGCAUCCAUUACGAGCGGAGUGUUGCUCGGAUACCGACCAUGAGAGAACGCGAGGUCACAAUCAUAGCUUGGUACUACGCUAUACGAAUCAAGAGCUAAGAAAUAUCGUUCAAAAAGUCGUGGACAAGGCCAAUGUGCCGGAAACGUGGGAGACCAAAUUGGAGUCCUUACUUGCGGAAGAUGCUCGACCGUCGCUGAAGGCAAUGCAUAGUCUGUUGAGCGAGGGAGAAAAGAUACCAUUUGCUUUGAAUGGACUGGAUGAUCUUGCCGAGUUCGUCAAACGAUGCGACCAGUGGGUGGAUGAAGCAAAUCUUUACCUUACCCGGAAACAGCAAAAUAGGCGUAAGAACGAAAAGGUGUGGCGCCGCUCCUCCCUGCGGACGGGCAAAGGCGAGGAGAAAGACGGCGAACAGCAACUCACCCUGGAGCGGAUGAAAGAACUGAUCGAAGCUGGCGAGCAGCUGGGCUUCAGCACUCCCCAGCUCGAGAACCUGCAAGAGAAGGUAACACUCAUUGAUGACUGGCGUGCGAACGCUAGGCGCAUUGUGUCAGGUCUCAGCCAACCCGGGCUCGAAGAGUUGGAGGCGCUUCUCGAGGAAGGCCGGGGUUUCUCUGCAUCCAUGCCAGAGCUGACCAGUCUCGAAAAGAUCCAUGCCCGGACUCAAUGGCUCGAUGAGGCUCGCCAAGUCCGCAAAGAUGUCCACUGCAAGACAUUGGACGAAUGCCGGAAACUCUUGGAGCGCCUUGAAGAAUUGGACAUUUCGCCUCAAGUGCCCGAGGCGGCCUAUUUGAAGGAAGUCGUCGGGCAUGCUGAAUUCUGGGAGACCAAAGCAAGAGAACUUAUGGCCGCUGAAGAUGUCCAUUAUCCACAACUGGAGUCAUUGCAUUCGCAAGUUACGAACCAGGCGUUCCCCGUCAACAAAGACAUCAUGGAGCGGAUGGACCAGAUAUUGGCUAAGAACCGCGAGGCUAAGCGCCAGAUCAUCACGUUGGUCGAGCGUAGCCAUGAUUCGGACUUCCGUAAGCGGCCAAUGUAUGCUCAUGUGCGUGACGUGGUGAAGAGUUUUGAGGAUCUCAAUGGCAAACCUCACGGUGCAGCUGACCUGGAAAAAGAGCUCAGGAGGCACGAAGAUUGGAUGAGGAAAGGCAAGAAAUUGUUCGGCAAGGCUAAUGCUCCUCUCCACAUCCUUGAACAGCACAUGAAAUUCGUGGAGGAGAAGAACAGUUUUUGUUUCGACCUCAAUGACACCUUCCGGCCUCCUGUUGAGCCUGCAUCAAGAGAAGCUAGCCCGGCCGAUGGUCGCGAGAAAGGACAUUUGGGCGAAGACGAGAAGCCAGUCUUUUGUAUCUGUCGACAACCGGAAGCAGGUUUGAUGAUUGAAUGUGAGAUCUGUCAUGAUUGGUAUCACGCGAAAUGCCUUAAACUUGCGCGCGGCAAGGUCAAGGAAUGCGAGAUGUUUACUUGUCCUAUUUGCGAUUGGCGUGUCAAAAUCCCGCGAGACGCUGCACGACCGAAACUCGAAGACCUUCAGAGCUGGCAGGAGGAGAUCCUGGAGCUACCAUUCCAACCGGAAGAAGAAGAUUUACUUAGGCGCAUUGUCGAUAAAGCCCAGUCUUUCCGUGACUUCCUCAGUCAAUACACGAAUGGUAAUGCUCUGUGCAGGACCAUUGACGAAAUGCCGGAGAUGUUGUUCUAUUUGCGCAAAAUCGAGGGCGCCGAAGUCCUCCUGGCAUAUGAGACGAAUCUGUUCCGACAAGAAUUGCACAAGUGGCAACCUAUUGCUCCUGAGCCACCGCCGAUCCUGGAUCAGAGCUUGUCAACAAGAAAGCCACGACCUACUAAGCAGCAAAAAUUGAUGAAAGAGCUUGGUGUGGAAAAGCCCGAGGAUCUUCCUCCGCAUCUCAGGACCAAGACCUACGUACGUAGAAAGACUCAGGAAUCGUUCAUGACCGGCCCACUCCUGCCCAAGCCAUCGACACAAUCACCCUCUGCCCCGGGGUCGGCAACAAGCCCGAGCCAGAGCCAAUCAGCAGGAAAUGCUGAGACUCCUGGUACUGGUCAGAGACAAGGAUCUACUGGGACCGCGGGACCAAGCGGAACGAUUGAACCAGGCUUUAUUGCUGGGUCCGUUUCGUACGGCAAUGCUUUUGGAGGUGACCGACCUGCAUCUUUCCCACCCAACACACCGUCACCAAUGUUCAGUCCGACUCGAGAACAGCCACCACAAGUACUGAAAGAUGCCAUGAUGCCAACCUUCGCUGGCGACACGGCUGGAGAUGCCGGAACCCAUGACCCGUCGUUCCCUUUGUUCAGACCCAAUACUGGCCUUGACCCAGACGAUGAUCUUCGGAAUGGCCUUGCGAAUGCAUCACCACACGAUACGAACUCUGGCAGAGGUGGAUCGCUUCCCGGUGUCGAGUACGACAAUAUGUUCCUGGAUAUGACGCAUCAAGAUGGUGAAGGCAACAACGAUGCGGUACCUAGUUUAGAGCACGAGACUAGCCAUGCCAGCGAAGCAUUGGACUUGAUUCGAACUGCCAGCAACGAUUCUGUGAACGACACUGCGGAAUUGGAGGAUGGAGACAACGUCUCGAAGCACUUUGACGACUUUCUGAAUGGAGACGAGCAGAAUUAGUGAUUCUAAACUCUGGCUUUGGCGUUACGGUUGGGAAGGGGGAAAGAUACAUACCGAUGUUAUGAAUACCCCAGUCCUUGAUGAGAUACGGAGAGUGUGGCAGCGGCGCAUGGAAUGCGUGGUAGGGCCUUGUAACUGUACGAGAUUAGCAUUGUGCUCGGAUGGGGUUGGCUUCGUUCCUUGCCUAGAAGGGCCUCAAAAGCACCCAGAUGGCUGGCUGUAUGUUUACUAAACCUGAGGAGAGACUUGAUGGAAAAUGUAUGGCCUUACACUCGGUCUUUUCUCAGAGACACUGACCAUGAAAUCGACGUAAAUGGCCUCGACGACUUUUUUACACCGCUGGGACUGUCGGUGUAGAUAACACAAACUGUAGUGAGAUGAAUUGGAUUUUGAGUGAAUUGACAGGGAUUGAG